AUGGGAGAAAGUGCUCUCCCUGACAUUAUAUUCAAAGAGUUGGUAACUAAUCCUUCUGAAUAUUCUCGUAUUUUAUCUAUUCAAAGUCAUGUGGUACAUGGAUAUGUGGGAAAUAAGUGUAGCGUCUUCAUAUUGCAACUGCAUGGUUAUGAUGUUGACCCAAUAAAUUCAGUGCAACUUUCUAAUCACGCAGGUAUACUCUUCGAUGAUGUUGGCUAUAAGUAUGUGAAAGGUCAAAAACUGGAUAAUAUCCAGCUGAGAGAUAUUUACGAUGGUCUACAACUUAACGAAAUUAACAAUUAUUCACAUAUUUUGACAGGAUAUUGUGGAGAUGCAUCUUUUUUGCUCGAAAUAGCAAAUAUUGUAAAAGCUUUGAAAAAAAAAAAUCCGGCGGUGCUUUUCUACUGUGAUCCUGUGAUGGGGGACAAUGGUCGUUAUUAUGUUCCAAAAGAAUUGAUGCCAAUCUAUCGAGACAUUUUGGUUCCUAUGGCUGAUGUAAUCACACCCAAUAUUUUUGAAUUAUCAGAACUUAUUGGUUUUUCAAUAAAUAACGAGACUGAUUGCUUAAAAGCAAUUAACCUGAUGCAUGAAAGUGGUAUCAAAACAGUGGUAGUUACAAGUGGUUUAGAGACAUCAACUACUAAAUUUUGUUAUGGAUCUGUUUAUAAAGAGGAUACUAAGCAGUCAGUGCAGUAUCGUUUUGAUAUACCAAUCAUACCUGGUAUGUUUGUGGGUACGGGUGACAUUUUCGUCAGUUUACUUCUUGUUUGGAUGGAUAAAUUGAAAGGUGAUAUCUGUCUGGCUAUCCAGAAAGUUAUCGGUAGUUUGCAAGGAUUACUUCGAAAAACUGCACAAAAAGCAUAUUGUGCGUUAUUUAUUUGUUAUAAUUGUAUUUUAUUGCUCUUUACAUCAAAAUAA
Molecule: messenger RNA, 918 nt
Organism: Thelazia callipaeda (thelaziosis nematode)
Lineage: Eukaryota; Metazoa; Nematoda; Chromadorea; Rhabditida; Thelaziidae
Source: the annotation of a GenBank genome assembly